Messenger RNA from Penaeus indicus, 1202 nucleotides. RefSeq lists its product as uncharacterized. Bases 142 to 960 code for a protein of 272 amino acids. The record is from RefSeq and is a predicted model, not a curated record. The transcript has 2 exons. Lineage: Eukaryota; Metazoa; Arthropoda; Malacostraca; Decapoda; Penaeidae.
UGGACACCGUACAGGCGGAGCUUACGUUCUGCUAGGGAGUGUGGAAGGUUUUCGAACUACACGUGUAUGAUUUGGCAUUCCAGAUGUGCGAGGGACGUGCAUAAAUAACCAAGAUCCCUGAGAGCCAGAUAUAGAUUGACAAUGGAUGCUUUGGAUGUAGAGAAGCCCUGGGACUGCUUCGACACCAACAGUGAGGCCAGCAAGGAGAGCCAGACCUUGGACUCACCUGCAGAAGAGGAGCAAUCGAAGACAGAUGCUGCACUCCUGGGUAGCCUGAUAGAGAGGGUGUCAGUGUGCAAACCCUCCGAACAGAGUGACAUUAGCCAGUCGGACCAGGAGCAGAACAAGGAGUCAAAGCUCAGGGAAAGUGGGGAUUCAAGUGAUAGCAUAAAAUACACAGAAAACAGUGACAGAACAGAGCCAAGUCCCUCAUCAACUAAAGAUGAUGUAAAACGUCCUUUUCAGUUGAAUGAUAAUAUGAAGAAAGGCCUUUCCAUGCUCGCCUAUCCUAGCAAAGGGGCUCGCCCUCGCUCAAAGCCUCUAAACAAGGGUCCCCAGCAGUCUCAAACAAAAUCAAAGUGCAGAAUAACCAUAGGUGAAACCCUAGAGAAAGUGCAGGACAUCAGAAACAGCUUGGGAGAGACCUCAAAAGAACCAGAAACCAGUAGUGAGAGUGCCAAUAUAGAAGACCAGUCAGCAGUUCUAAGAGACUCAGGUGAAGUAAAAGUUCCUUCUCCUGUGUUAAGUGAUAAUGCUGAAACUGAUGGUGUUGAUAUAACAAGUGAGAGUGGAGAGAUUAAGAGCCAAGUAAGAGAAGAAGAGAAUCGGACAACAGCAACUGCAGUUUCACUAAUAACUAAAGACAGAAGCACAGCAUCACCUGCAACUACUCCAGGUAGGAUACCUGUGCUGUGCCUGUUUAAACAAGGUUUCUGUCUUCAUUCACCUUGUAUCAUGUGACUUCCACUUCCUCAUUAUCAAUAUCGCCCUCUUUGAUUUUUUUUCAUGUCAUUAUUAUAGGCCAACCAACUUUAUUUGUCUUUUUCUGUUCUGUUUAUUUACAGUAUAAUAUUUCAUUUCUUUUCAUGUUAAACUUACACACAAUCCCACAAACUCCUUUUCCCUAAUCCUUUCUCAUUCAUUGCUUCUCUCUUUUAUCUUUUCUUCUCCAUUCUUUUGAUUUCUCCAUCUCAACCUCUGUU